AUGUUAGGCUUAGGAAAAUUAAAUUUAAUUCCAGGAGAAAGAAAAAAGGAGGAAUUUAAUGAAGAAACAAGAGUAGAGUUACAAAAAAAACUUGAUGAGGUGGUUGCAAUUUUAAAAAGUGAAAUUUCUUCAUAUUAUUUAUAUAAAGAUAUUUCAGCAAGAGUUAAAACUGUAGAGUCUGCAAAUAGAAAAUUAAUUACAAGAAAAAUAGACAGUUGGAGAGAAUUAUCCGAUUAUUGUGGUGCUGCAAUCAUCAUACACCCACUUAAAACUACAGAAGAGGUAAUGGAGAUUUUAAGAAAUCUACAUAAAACAAAUGAGAAAUGCAAAAACUUUAAAAUUGUUCAAGAGGAAAUCAAAGGUCCAAAAGAUUCAUCACAGUUUGCAUAUAGGGCAAUACAUUGCGAUGCUCUAUAUGGUGAUUGCAAAAUUGAAAUCCAAGUUAGAACCUGUUACCAAGACAUAUGGAACUGUAUCAGCCAUCAAGCUUAUGAAUUACAACGUCUAAAAGGUUAUGAUCAAGCUCACAGUUUACCAAGAGAGUUACACCAAAUAUCAUCACUCUUGGAAAUAUCAGAAGAAAUCUGUUCAUCUACCAUUAGACAACACGGAAAAGAAGUACCAGAUGUAGGCGACACCAUUGAUGAUACUGAUGAACUUAAAUUACUUAUUGCAAAAAAACUAAAAUACAAUGGACCAAUAAACGAUUGGGAAUUUAAUGUAGCAUAUGAGGCUUUAAAAUCAAAAAACAAAAUCAAAACUGAAGAAGUAGAAAGAGAAUGGAAAGAAUUUGCCUCAAAAUUAAAAGGAAAUGAUCACAAUAACCUCAUUUUUAAAUUUUCAGAAUAUAUUAUUUUGGGUCAAAGCUUUGAUCCAAACUCCCCAUCAAACACCAAGUUGAUUGUUGAUGUCUUAAAUAGAUUUGAAAAAGUCUUAAACAUCAGAUCAUUAUUGGGAUAA
Dictyostelium purpureum is the source of this 960-nucleotide messenger RNA. RefSeq lists its product as uncharacterized. Gene Ontology annotation, biological process: guanosine tetraphosphate metabolic process. Bases 1 to 960 code for a protein of 319 amino acids. NCBI's taxonomy places the organism in Eukaryota, Evosea, Eumycetozoa, Dictyosteliales, Dictyosteliaceae. The transcript is spliced from 3 exons. The record is from RefSeq and is a predicted model, not a curated record.